Molecule: messenger RNA, 756 nt
Organism: Trypanosoma rangeli
Lineage: Eukaryota; Euglenozoa; Kinetoplastea; Trypanosomatida; Trypanosomatidae
Exons: 1
Coding region: 1-756 (251 amino acids)
Source: RefSeq, a predicted model, not a curated record
AUGACACUGGCGAUGGUUAAAACGCAUUGUUUUUGGCUUCGCUGGGCAGGCCAUGGAGUUCUGGUCCUUAGUUUGCUCUUGGGGAUGCUUUUUAGCCCCAUGACGCGGGCCAGUGCUGAUGAUAACCAGCUUAUUUUUUUUUUUUUGGUUGGGAAGCCGUCUUCACAUGCAUUAAUUUUGUUAAUGGAGUGCUGUGUCUUAUUUUUGCCUUUUAUCACUGUGGGCGUUCCUGGGCGGCGUGGGCGGUGCAUGCUGCGGGGUUUGGUGGACAAGGAAGUGAUGAUGGGAAACACAUUGUUUCUCCUUGCUGAACUUUUGCAGUUGCUCUAUUGGUCAUGCUACCUAACGUUGCCACUACCGCCGCUGUUGGAGCGAGAUACGUGCCUCAUUUGCCCAAACCAGAUCGCGCUUUGUUUUAUCACCCUGUGUUCUGUCUUACUGCUUCGGAUGCUUUAUCGUCGAUACGCACCCCUAUUGAUCUUAAAAGGGGAUGUGUUUGCUUUUUCAGCUGUUUGUGGUGUGAUACAUUUUGUUAGUGCCGCAAGCGCCUUGGCGGAUGUGCAUGUUGUCAAGGUGCGUGGCAGUGUGAUGACCCAACUCGUGAACGACGCAUUUUGUAAUCUUUUCCGUCAGACCCUUACAGGGGGAGGGGGGUUGCCAAAAAGGACAAAAAAAAACAUGGGCACCAUUCAAUUACACGCAGCUGGUAGAGAACACGCCAGCGUGCAACCUGAUGGCACGCGUCGUGUUGAUUGA